Messenger RNA from Anopheles stephensi (Asian malaria mosquito), 15897 nucleotides. Its product is annotated as mucin-17-like. The coding region runs from base 733 to 12462 and encodes 3909 amino acids. The record is from RefSeq and is a predicted model, not a curated record. Gene Ontology annotation, cellular component: SWI/SNF complex. Gene Ontology annotation, biological process: positive regulation of DNA-templated transcription. The transcript is spliced from 8 exons. Lineage: Eukaryota; Metazoa; Arthropoda; Insecta; Diptera; Culicidae.
UUAACUUCGCCAAACAGUAAGUGGCUGCGCUGGUAUUGGUGAAAUCGUGCGACGAAGGCAGCCAUUUAUUUACCUCGUCCGUCGCGAGCAAUAAAUAAAUACGAAAAUUACUGCGUUUUGUGCGAUCUCGCGUCCCAAAAUUGUGUCCCGCGAGUGGCCACCGGUGCAGGGCAUGCGGUGCAAGUGGAGUAGCCCGGUUCCGUGCGUGAGAAGUGCGUAAAAAGUGCGGUGGAAAUGUGCGGAAAAUGUGUGCCCUAGAAGCGCGACGUGCAGCAUCGUGUCGAUGAGCGGGAGGAAGGGUAGUGGUGCUACCUGGCACAGGUUUUUUUUUGUAGUCGUCACUGGCAACAACCACCGCGAAUUUGUAAGCGGAUCGUGAAAAGCGAAACCCGCUCCGUUCUGUUUUGUGUCAUCGUGGAAAAGCCUCCCGCCCAACCCUGCUCCUUCCCCUUCUGCCUCCCCGCGGGCCGUGCAGCAAACGGCGGCAAAACUAUUUCCCUACGGCACAGAGUGCACUGGCCGCCGCCGCGUAAGAGCAGAAGCAGCAGCAUCAGCCAGGCCAAAUUGCGGGUUUCGCCGUGUGUGGUGGUGGUGCCCGAGUGCCGAAAUAUGGUUGUGAAUCGUUGUGUACGUGUGCAGUGAUUACGUUCGUGGCCGUGUUUUGUCCCGGAGUGUAGGGCAGAACCGCGGUCACUGCGCCUUUCGCGUCCACGCUCCGACUUCCGUUUGCCAAUGAAUCGUCGGCAGUCAUUGGACAAGCCAGGUGAGCAGCAAGGUAUUUUGUCUCCUCCGGGUCCAUUUCUAACACCGAGCCCAUCGCCAUCGAUACCAGCAAGCCCUCGGUUGCAGCCAUCACCUUCACAGUCACCGUUUUCGCAGCAACAGGACAUACUGCUGGUGACAAACAGCACCAUUGGUAAUGUGACUCAGGAGCAAGAUCGCAAGACAGGUGUAGCAGUACGGCGUCAAUCAUUUAGCCAACAGCAGUCUGCUCUCGUCCAGCAGCAGCAAGUGCUGAGCAACAGUACCAGCCCCAAUGCCGGAACAGUGGUGUACCGUCCUAGUCCUACGCAGUCUCCUGCGGGCGCUACGACCUACAGUAUCUCGACGACACCUGGCAAUGAAUUCAACACGACUCUAGUCGGCUCUAACAACAUUUCACUCAAUAAGAAGGGUCGCAAGUCGUCCUCUGUCAGUGCUAUUCAACAGCAACAACACCACCACCUCCUCCAACAGUCACAUGCAGGCCAUGGACAUGGAACAUUGCCCCCCGCCAGUAGCCCGAAAGCGGCGAAAAAAGCAUUGCAACAGAGCCAGCAGCAGCAGCAGCAGCAGAACGCAUACCAACAGCACCACGCCGCGGUAUCUUUCGUUGGAAGUCCCAUUGCAAGCCCCAGCCCGAUCGCAAGCCCGAACGGUGGUUCGAUACUGCUCACUACCGGAAACGGCACCGGAGGGGCUGUGGCUGCUGGUACGUCCAACGCGACUAACCUCGGUGGCUCGACACAACUGAGGCCACCAACACCGCAACCUAUCAUUCAGCAGUAUCCUGUUGUGGGGACCGGAAAUCAAAUAGUGCAAAUUUUCCAAGGUUCCCAGUUUGCAAUAACCCAGUCGCAACCUGCCACCGCGGCUACCAUAACGCAGCAGCAUCAUCAUCAGCUUCAGCAGCAGAGCGGGCGCCAUACAACUAUCGUAUCCCAGCCAAGUCCCCAGCAGCAGCAGCAGCAGCAGCAGCAGCAGCAGCAGCAGCAGCAGCAGCAGCAUCAGCUAAACCAAACCAACGUGCAGCAGCAUAUACCGUUGCAGGCGAUACAGGCGCAGCAGCUUCAUACCAUUCAGCAAUCACCAUCGCACCAGCAACAGUUUGUGCAGCAGCAUAUCAUAGCCGCUACGUCCGUCGCAUCGAGCGUGAUACCGUCGUCCGUCGCUUCUACCGCAUGUGUUACUUCUACCGGUGGGCUGGUUAUAACAGGCACCGGCUUACAGAGCUCCCCACCGGCAGCAACUGGAAGUGGUGGUGGUGGUGGUGGUGGCGGUGGUAAUGCUGCCAAUGUGAAACAUCACAAUAAAGGACCACAGCAAAUCCUUCCAAAGCCAGCCACCGCGACGCCCUCGGUGUCCCCGACGUCUUCGACCUCAUCGUCGUCCUCUUCCGCUUCCUCUACGCCGAUGUCGGUGCACCAUCAUCAGCAAAGCCAUCAUCAGGCGACGGCAUUCGUUUCCAGCUACGGCUCGACCCCAGUCGUACACGGCACUAAAACGAUCGUGACGCAACCGAAAACGGUCACUUCCGUGUCCCUGCCAACUGUAGUAUCGCAACUGCCGGCCCAGAUACAGGUCUCCCAGGCGGGCACGGUCGUGAGUGGUGGCGGCGCGACGCAGGUGCAUUUUACGACGACCGCCACUCCUCAAUCGCAGGGUACCGCGCUUAACACGGCGCAAGUGCACGGACAGAUGGUAACCACGAGUACGCAACCGGCGGGAACACAGCAGCCAGGCGCACCGACGCAACAGAACGCUACCGCAACGGCACAAAAUGGGUCCAUCAUUCUGCCCACGGGCAACAUUAACGCGCAGCCCCUGUUGCUCAACCAGAUGCCGGUGCUGGUGCAGCAGAACACACCGCAGGGGGUGCAGCUAAUAUUGCGCCCCCCCACACCGCAGCUGGCGGCCCCGAGCUUGGUAAUACACAACACGAGGCCCCAGCUGCAACAACCGCAGCCACAGCAGGUGCUGCGAAUACUGAACGCCAACGGGACGAUGCAGUUGGCGACCACGCCAACGUUCAUCGUGUCGUCCCAGGGCAACCUGGUGCAGCAGAACAUAUCCGGGCUGAAGACGAACCAAGGUGUGCCGUUAACGCAGAUUCAGGGGCUUCAGGGGCAGAGGCAGCCGCAGCAAAUCACAGCGGCCAUUAACCAGCAUCUGCUCAGCCAAGGUGUCGCACAAAUACAGAAUCUUCAGCUGAACGGCAACUUAGCCCAGAUUCAAAUGCCCAACGGUCUGAAUGGGCAGCUGCUGACGACUUCUCUUCCAGCGCAGUUUCAGCAGGCGAGCGUCGGUGGGUUUGGCAUUCAAAACCAAAACAUCAACCUAAACCAGCUGGGCAGUGUGAAUUUACAGCUUGCCACGGCGCCCGGAGGUGCCACAUUCGUGUCGCCUUCUUCCACACCAGGCGCUGCUCCAGGUGCCGCCGCACCAACUGGGGAAAUUGUUGUGAACGCUCAAAAUAUCCAAUUUACCACGACUCCCGGAACGGCACCGAACACAAUAACCGUUAACGCCCAGGGUACGCCACAAGCGCCACCAACACAGGUGUCACAACAGCAGCAGCAGCACCAGCCAGGUGGUCAGCAAAUGUUGACCACCGCCACGAUCGAUGGGCAGAUUCAAACGGCCCAAAUGAACCAUAACCACCACGCUGGGACGCCCAUUUUAACGACCGCUUCCGGGCAGCAAGUGAUCGUUACCGACGGUAUAAAGGCUCAGAUUCAUGCGCAAGCUAUCUCAGCGCAGCAGCAGCAACAAAUAUUUAAUCAUCAAAAUGCCCUACAGCAGCCAAGCGCUUCGGUGGCUAUUCAGCAAUCGAAUCAGGCUCCCCCGUCUGCUGCAGCCUUAUCCCUACCGGCCACACGAAUCGAGGUAGAAAAACCAAAAAAGGAACGGCGAAAUAAGAAAAAGGUGAAACCAAUACAGCCACCGGUCGCCACAGCGGCACCGAUGAUUGUACAACCAAGCACGCCAACUGUGAGCCAAGUGCCAAUUUCUACCAGCACUCCAACGACGACCGCGGCCGCCAGCGACCGACUAACGUCGCCCAAUUCUCCCUCGUCGUACAGCAACACGCACACUCCUACGGGGAAAUUAGACUUGGCCAAUCUGAUGAAAAUCUCCGGCAUCGGCAUCGAUGACGAUGAUUUGAUGGACACAGAUGAACCACCGCCCUUGCUGGCCACCAGUAGCAACCAUCCGGCAGCUGCCGGUGUCGACUAUCCUUCCAACAUUGUGAUACAACAUAAUGAGACGCAAAGUGGUGCCAGCAAUGCGGGCAGUGCAACAGCAGGAGGACAGCAGCAUUCGGCAAAGGAGAUGAUGUCGUCGACCGCGAUAGCUUCUUCCGGUGCACAGUCGACGGGUGGACAGGUUCUCGUACAGUCUCAGCAACAGCAGCAGCAGCACCUCCACCAAUCUGGCCCGACCGUUGGUGCCGCUGCCGGCAGUGACAUCAUGAUCACAAUACCUUCCACCGUCGGGUCGGAAAAUGUGGAAUUUCCUUACACCAUCUCGAUACCGACGUCCGGCAUAGAAAGAUCGCAGGAGAAAAAAGGUUCAUCCGAUUCCGGCCAGUCGGGUGGUCAAACGACUGCCAGUGUCGCUGCCAUGGCGGGACAGCAGCAACAGGAUGCACCGUCCUUCAUGAUCACGAUCGAUCCGGCGAGUGACACUAGCUCCGGACAGGCAUCGUACACCGUUUCGUUGCCGCGCUUCGGUGCAAGCGAUGAUUCGAAAGUCGUUAACAUUGCAACCGUCGCACCAACGGCUAGCGUGCAGGCAAUCAGUACCGCAACAACAGCUUCGAUGGCCACCUCCAACGCCGGCAGCAUGCAGCAGAACAAUACGAUCUGUGUGAACAGCUUGAUGAACAAUGUGCUCAACAAUACGCAGGUAACGCCCACGCUGCAAAGUCAAAUCAACGAAAUUCAGAACCAGCUGAUGGCUGAAGCACAGCCGCACCUGGUUGCUCCCACUUCAAAAUCAUCCAGCAGCGUGUCCUCGUCGGUGGGUCCAACGUCGCACCAUCAGCAAAUGCUGACGACAAUGGCACCGCUCGGUGGGACGGCUGCAGCUUCGGCCUCGUCCGUAGCAACAUCCACGACGACCUCGAUUGUGAUAUCUACGAGCAGUAGUAGUAAACUGUUGUCGGUUCCCUCACCCUCGCCCAAAAAGAAAUCGGCCACCGUGGCCAGUGGCAGCAAUCACGGAACGGCAGCGAUGAAUAAGAAAAAUGGAAAAAGGCUGGAAAAAUCGUUCGACACGAUUGGUACGACCAGCGCGGUACCGACGCAGAUUGGAAAUAUUCAAAUUUCGCAAGUUGACGGCACCACAGCGAACCAGAGCAAAGCGGUUAAGGGUGGCACCAUCAACAACCAAAUACAAAUAACUCCGAUCAUUGACAGCAAGGUGGUGAAUGUGGCGGGCACCCAAUACCAGAGCCUGGCGCAGAUGCAGUCGACGGCUGGGCAACCGCAGUCGACUGUCACAAUUCAAAGUCAAGUACAACAACCACCACCGCAACAGCAGCAGCAGCAGCAGCAGCAACAGAGUCAUACCAUUAUUCCAUCGAUAGGAGGAGUCACAGUUUCCCAGCAUCAACAACAGCAGCAGCCGCAACCGACGCACUCGGUACAGUCCGUACCGUCUUCGGUACAGUCGAAUGUUGUAGCAGGUGCCGGUGGGGUUGUGUUCACCACUCAGCAGCAGCAACCCACAGCCGUAGCAACAACACCUACCGUGCAGCUGAACCAAACGUCCAUCACGCCAACAACACUGAUCCAGCCGCCGCCGGCAGCUCCACCGCCGCCAGUUGCAACGGCCCAAGGAAUACUUGCUCAGCUGACGGGUAGCUUAAGCUUAUCGUUGGCCGAGAAUGGUCAGCUUAUUUUGAAGCACGACGUAAACCAACCACAAACUCCUGAAUCGCAAACUAUCCUGCAGGCCAUUCUGUCCGGUGCUUUGGGUAACAUAACGCUGGUGAAUGAGCCAUCGAAACCGCAACCUGCGCUCGCGAAUAGUAACAGUGGCAUAUCGGCCAACAUCGCACCUGUGCAGCAGCAGCAGCAGCAGCAGCAACCGGGGCAUCAUCAAAUAGUGGUGUCAGCACAACCAGCGCCACAGCAAAACAAAAAUGUGGCCGCCGUUAGUGGGCAGGUGCAGCAGAAACAGGUGCAGGGCAAUACCACAGUCACUAUUCAAACUGGUCAGCAACAGCUGCAACUCCAACAACAACAGCAGCAACUGCAACAACAACAACAACAAAUGCAACAGCAACAGCUUCAGCAACAACAUCAAUUACAGCAGCAGCAACAACUGCAGCAACAUCAACAGCAAUUGCAGCAGCAACAGCAGCAACAACAGUUUGUACAGCAGCAGUCGGUCUCACCGGCGUUUACGUCGCAAUCGUCAAACAUAGCGCCAGCCAUGCUGCAACAGCAGCACAUGCAAACCAACAACAGCAACAACAACCAGCAGCAGCCCCCCUUGCUUCACACGCAACAGUCGCAGAUGCAAACUCUGAAGCAUGUGCGCAAACCAGAAACGAGCAUCGAGCCCGUAUUGAACCAUCAGCAGCCGCUACCAGCUCAGUCCCAGCAACAGCAGCACACGGUGUUAGUCAACCCGAAUGUGCCAAAGCUUGUGGAGCUGCCGAAGGUGGGGCCCAAUCAGCAGCUGUUCUCCUUAAACACGCUCACCAACCAGAUCACGCAGCUAAGCCCGGGCCAAACGACGGCCGCGCUCGGACCGAUGGAACGGGUGCUGAUCGUGCCGACCGGAAUCAAUGCGCAACAGCUGGCACAGUGUUUGAUGCAGGGACAGAUUCACUUCAACAACGUCGGCCAGGUGACCCAGUCGAGCGAGACGCGGCCUACGCCCACCUUGACGCAAUCGCAACAACCCGCCGUCUCGGCGGCAGCAGCUACCACAACGACCACAAAGGUUCUGUCCAAUGCGCAAACUGCCGCAGCGGAACAGCAGCAGAUCAAAAAUCCGGCUUUAAAAGGGCAGCAAAUCGUUGCCAAUCCAGCAAGCAAUACUGUCAGCGCGAAGGUACUAACCAACAGUGGUAAUGUUGCAAAUGCCAACAAUGUCACUGCCGGCAAUGCUGGGUCAAUCGUGAAGGAAAAACCGAAGCGCAAUCGAUCGAAAAAACAGGAUAAAGCACAACCGUCCGCUAGCCCUUCGAAGCCGGCGAUUAUUAAAGUGAACACCAUGGCCAGUGGUUUCCCUCCGAGCGUGGUUCUGCAGCCGGGUCAGCACGCACAGCCCAUACUGUCUGAAGAUGGUACCAAAAUAGGCACAAAAAUAGUUGGUACAGUGAAUCCAAACAACUUUGUAACCAACAGCCUGCAGCAGCAACAGCAACAGGCGCAGCAACAGCAGCAGCAGCAGCAGCAACACCAGCAGCAACACCAGGGGCAACAUCAGCAACAACAGCUACAUCAACAACAUCAUCAACAGCAACUACAGCAGCAACAAUUACCUGUACAACCACCGUUGGUAGCACAGGUUCAUCCGCAGCAGCAUCAAGCGCUGAAACCUCCUGCCACGAUGGCGAUGGUUGUGAAGGGUACCAUUGGAUCAACGACGGUAACGGCAACGACUUCGUCCAGCAACAAUAUAACCGUCACUGCGACAGCGGUCAAAAAGGGCCGAACGAGUGUCGCACAACAGCAGCAGCUGCAACAUCAAGCUCCCCAGCAGCAGAUGCCACCGUUGGUUAGUGUAAAUUCCACCGUCCCGGCCUCGGCUUCACUGAGCAGCAGUUCCCCGCUAGCGGUCGGCACGCCGACCGUAGUGCCGCGGGUGCAAACAAUCCAGCUGACGCCGCAGAAGCAGCAACACCUGAAGAGCGUGCAGCAACAGAUACAGCAACUAUCGACCAAGCUACAAAACAAGAACCUUCUGUCGUCGCUGCUGAUUCCCGCCGAAUUUGAUCCAUCGAAUCCGCUCUACAACAAACCGUUGCCUUCGAUAAAGAAUUUGCAGACGAUGGCGGACAAGGAAAUUUGCACCAUACUGCAGCGGUUGUUCAUGGAGCAGCAAAAGAUUCUGUCGACUGGCAAGAUCAUUCCAACCAUCCAACCGACCGGGCAUACGUUUACCAGUGCAAGCGCACAGCAGCAAACCCUGCCCCCGCCACCUACACCGAUCAGCAGCGGGCCGGUGCACAGUGAGCCGGGUGCAAACUCUAGCGCCAGCGCUAGCACGGAGUCGAAAUCGCAACAGGCAAUAAUUGCACCGAUCACAGUUACGCCAAGCAGCGGUACGACGGUCUUUGCCGGUGGCGUCGUUGGUAGUGGCGGUGCGGUUGCUACGCCCCAGAUCGUUGGCGGUAAGCAUGAGCUGCUGGUGCCACUGUCCUCGACCACCUCGAACCCCAGCAUAAGUGUCCUAACGUCGUCCAGUGCUACCACUACCAGUGUGGCACCGUCAGUAACGCACUCGUCGAUGUCGAUCACGAUCACCAGCAGUACGCUACCGAUGCAAAGCGCCGUGCAGAAGUUCGGAAGCUCUAGCGUUGCUCUCAAUAAGCAGACCACAACGAUCAUUCCAAUAACCACCUCGUCACUGCAGCCUCCCCCGCCAUCGGCCGGUACGGGAGGACAGCAAGUGCUGAAAUCGGUUGGCUCGAUGACGACCGCGGCGACGGUGGCUUCGGUCAUUAAUAGCGUUGCGAAGAACAUCACCGUCCCGGCAGGUACGAUCGUUCCGAAGCACAUUAUGCUGUCCACCACCGGUGGUCAAUCGCAGACGAACAAUUCCGUGAUGCCACCGCUGCAUACGCUCGUACCGACGGCCCAGCAACAGGUGAACGCGUCCGGGGCUGGGCUGGGCAACAAACUGGAUGUGAGUGGAAGUGGAAGCACCGCUCUCAGUGCGAUCGUAAACCAUCAACAAUCGAUUGCAGCGAAUCAGAUGUCUAGUGCCAAUCGGUCCAACACGCCCAUUCCUCCGCCACUUGUUGCCACGGCACAUCCCGGUGGCGCUCAGCUGAAAACGUUGUCCGGCACCGCUGGUCAUGGUAGCUCUUCGAUUGUAAUCGUUGGUGGAUCUCAUGCGAUCCUGAGCGGGUCACCUCAGAUGAUUGCACAAACUGCAGCCAGAAUUCAACAGCAGCAGCAACAACAGCAGCAACAACAACAGCAACAACAACAACAACAGCAACAACAGAUACAGGUUCAAGGAAGCAGCGGUGUAAUGACUUCGGUAUCUGGAUCCUCUACGUCCACUUCUACUCCUGCAAUGGCUACAAUUGCACCGUUGCGUCCAUCUGUACCAGCUACAGCGACGGCUGUAUCCUCUACGCUACCACCUCCGUUGGUUCCGUCCAGUGUCAGCAGUAGCAGCACGGUACCGUUCAGUCCGGGCGGUAACAACGGUAGCGUCCCGUCACCGGCCGUCUGCGGUAACGGGAAUGCGGCAGUGACCACUGCAAACACAUCAACCACGGUUACAACCAUAGCGACCGUGGCGGCUUUCACUACCACAACAACAACGGCCAGUGCGCUCUCGUCGGCCGUAGUUGCUGCCUCGGCAUUGAACAAUAACUCAAGCACUCCGGCUGUAAUCAUUGCCGCUCCGGCGGGUACUUCCCCAUCCACCCCGAUGACGUACAUAACGACCAACGUACCGAACAGUCCGGCCGUGAAAGUGCCCCGUGCAAGUUUGUUUGAGAUCCAGAUACAGAAAGAUCAGGAUGCGUGCACAAAGCCGGACACUAACACGCCGUUCGGCAGCAAACAGGAUGCCAUCAAACGGCUGAUACGCUACCACUGCAUGUACGAAGAGAAGUGCGAGGAAAAUGAGGAAGAAGAACUACAGUUUGAGACGACGGCCGAAUGGUUUCCGGAGGCGUUCCGCACGAUGCUCAGUCGAUAUCAGCGGUUAAUGAUAAAUGAAUCGAUGCGUGAAGUUCGCACCUCGGAGUUGAUGCUGGUGAACAAACUGUUCAAGGCAGACAUCACACAGGAGAUUGAAGAAAUGCAAGAACAUCUCCGCGAAACGGAAAGUCUCGACCUGCCGGCAAAGGACGGUGCGGAGGACGUGAUUUGUGUUUCAUCGUCCGACGAAGACAAACCCAAACCCAAAGACGUGCCCCCGGUGCAGCCAGGAAGACAAUCUCCGAUGCUUCCCCGAACGCUACCGGAAGCUCCCAGCCACAGUGUGAGCGGUGGGUCAAGCAGAGCCGAUUCGUGCAGCGGUGCGACCAUUACAUCGGAUGCGUCAGUUGCCGUGAAUGGGCCGGCUGCUACAAACGCAAGUUUAGGGGACAGUGGAGUACGAUCAGGUGCGUUUGCCUGCGGUGAAACCUCGCUCCAGAGCACAUUCCAAAAGAGCAAUAAUAUCGCUGCCGUCAUGCAGACAACUGCAAAGCAAGAAACUGUGAACUCCAAUCGCACCAAUACCCCUUGGUGCGAUGCGUUCAAAAAGAAUGCACGGACAGUGGCAAACAGUUACGAUGAUAUCGAAAGUGAAAUCACGCCAAGCUUCAUCAUGAAGAAAGCUGACGGUGGUGUGAAUGAGGAGAAGAAGCGUGACAUUGCUACCGUUCCACCACACGGUGCAUCGUCAUCGGCAAUGGUAACCUCAACGGCGCCACCAACAUUGCGCUAUUUCAAUCAGGUACACCUACCAACGGAGCAAAAGAAUUGUGCAACGGAGAAUUCGAGGGUUGAUAACAAUUCCCUUCCACUGUCGUGCGACUCUGGGUCACCGAUUGUAACACCCCAACUGACGACUUCUGCAAAGCAGCAGGCGGUGGAGCAGAACGAUUCGGCUUACGAUGAGUGGAUGUGCUUCCAAAAAGAUCUUAGCUACUUUACUGGAAGCGGCGAUGGCAACGGUACGAAUGAAGUUGACGGUGGAGGUGUGCGAAUCGGGGCCACCAACGCUAUUGCCAAUCUUGGCAGUGAUGCCACGGGCCGGCGGAAGAUAACUGAGGAAGAGAUCCAUGAAAUGUUCAAUUCGAACGAUUCGAAAAGUGUCGACAAGCAGUUGGAGCAACUGUUCAGCACGACGGCUGACGAUAAGCCAUCGUCGGCCGUUUCUCGCGUCGAUUCACCAUUAACCGAAUUCUUCAACCACCAGCGUAGUGCAACUGGCAGCGGUGCGGAUGUUUGCGGAGUUCCAUCGGCGAAGAGUGUCGAAACGCGGCUAGACGCACUGUUUGGUGGUUGUGAAACGCUUUCACGCCAUGGUAGCGGUUCAGCCGCUACCGACACGAGAGCGUCCGGGAUGAAUGACGAUAAAUCUGAUGAUUUGAUUGCAACCCGUCAUUGGCCGUCAUCCGUAUUUCAGCCAUCACAGGAGGAAGAGGAAUCGACUUCCGAUUCGUUUCUGCACAAAACGUCGUCCAGCAGCUUCGAUGUCCUUCAGCAGCAGCACCAGCAGCAGCGUUCUUCCGGCAGUGGAGCACAGAAACGUCACUGGACGGGUGCGGUAUCAGGUGGUGGUGGUAGUUCAGCGGCGGGCAUUGGCACCUCCGCCGGGAUGUUGUAUUCAAAUGAAUCGUCGGAAAGUGAAUCAAUAACUCCGAGCAAGCGGCAGUGUUUGUCACUCGCUAGCAGCGAAAAACCACUCGACGAUGGUAGCCGAGCUAAUGUGAAGAGUGAUGAUCACCGUUGGCUAAUGGAGUGUGCCGGAAACAGUGAUACCCCCGGUACAACCACAUCCCAAAUGCAGCCCAUGGGGUCAGUCGGCUCGAACGGUUCGAUUCAGAAGUCUGCUCAAGGCUUGGACCCGUCGGAACAUCACGCUUCCCACCAUCAUCAUCAUCAUCAUCACGGUAUUGAUGAGAGCAAUAGAGCGCCGGUGAUCAAUGCUGUGCACUCUCACCAUCAUCAUAAUCCCGGGUCGGGUAUGAAUGGGCCGAUAACGCUCGGCAGUAAAGAUGCACUGCACAUACCAUCGAGCAUGAUGGGAGAUGAGGAUCCAUCGUUCCACGAACAUCACCAGCAACAACAGGAACAGCAGCAGCAGCAGCAGCAGCAACAAUUACAGCAACAGCAUCAUCACCACCACCACCAUCAUCAUCAUCAUCAGCAAGCACUCCAUGAUCUGCACCAGUUCAAUAAUAUCUCGUUCGACACGAUGGGUGUGCCGAACUUUGAGGAGGACAUCAAUCGGCAGGUGCAGAACGCAAUCGACAGCAUCUUGAACCUGCAGGCAAACGAAACGGACGGUUCCCUGCACUACUCGCUCGAUCAUUCCUUCCUUCCCGACAGUCCGCUGUCAGGUGGGCUGGGCAGCUCCGUCAAUCCAUCGCCGCUCGGUGCGAUCCACCAGCAGCACUCGGAAGCACCGCUAUCGAACCAUCAUCCGGCAGCACACCUACAGUCACAGCCACCACACCAUCGACAAUCGUCGUCGAUAUCAGCCGUCCAGCAGCAGCAGCAGCAGCAGCAGCACGUGGGCAUGAAACGGAAGUAUCCCACUGACUGUCCGUCGCCCAUGGUCGGCGUAUCGCCUGACGAUGGCAGCCCGAUGGGACCGGGUAGCAGUGGCAGUAGCAACAGCAAUAACAGCACCAUCAGCAGUCUGAGCAGCAGUAACACGACCGGCAGCACGGUCAGCUCCGGAAGUGGUAGUGGCAGCAGCGGCAGUUUGCUCGGUGUGACGAAUCACCACUUCGGUGUGAACGCUGCCGAUGGUGAUCCGUUGAAGACGAUCAUAAAAUCUUGACAACUUUCCAUCGUUGGCUAAGUGGUUGAGGACUUGUGACGGUUGCCUAAUGCUAUUGGUUCGAGUAUGGCAGCAAAAUGGAAAUUUUAUGGUUUAGUUUGCCAAAAGCUUUAGAGCUUUUUUGAGGUCUUCAAAGCUGUAGAGCAAGUCAUAUGAAAUGUUUUAGUUUAGGUAAAGCAAGCAUUUCGUUUGAAACCUUCGGGGAUAUUUUAUUUAAUAACUCAGUGGAAUUCCACUCCAAUUAUCCUUUGCUGUAUAGCACCGGAAAGUCUCUCAUGUGCAUCAUUUCAUUUGCACCCGUACCUGAUUUCUUCUGAGGGAAUCACGCUUCGACAUUAGCCGACUUGAAGAUCUCACAUUCUAAAGAGCGUUACUAAUGAACCGAACAAACAACUGCCAGCAAACGAAUAACCAAACUGUGGGAUGGUUCACGAGCAGGAAAAAAGGCGGAAGUUCAACAAGACAAGGGACACGGUUACAUUCUUAUCCAACCAAUCGAUGCAAGCCGAGGAAGUGAAUCAACAAUAAAGCGAAUAUUUAAAAACGAUUUUGAUCGAGGGGUUGUACGUAGGCUGCGAUAACGGAACGCUGAUCGAGCAAAAACGAGCAGAGUAACAAACAAAGCGCAGCGCUAAGGAAAACCGGGGGCACCUGGUGGCGUUAACGAUAAUAUUGACUUAAGGUAUAAUUUAGCUAAGGUGAAAUGAUUGAUCAUAUAAAUUAGUACUUCUUAGGAUACGUAACGGAAAGCAUGUACAUAAGCUCCCGCCACAUCGAGCCACCACGACGCGGCACACGACGGACAUAGAAAAACCCCUAUUCUUGUAGUACACGAUGUUUAAGUAGCUGGAACGUAAAUGAACAUGAGUCGAGUGUGUGUAUGUCGAUGGCGAGAAACGUUUCGUGAGUGAGACUCAUGGACUUUGAAUGGACAACGGUUUUUAUUUUUGAUUUUUAAAACGGCGCGAAAAACAGUUUGUAUUGGACAACCGUAUCCAACACAUACCCAUUGUUUGUGCAUCCCAAAGCAGCUGAACAAGAAGCGGACCGAUUGGAGCGAACUGAACCGGACUGCAUGUUUUUUAUCCAACACGUACGGGGGAUCUCUUUUUAAACCGAGAUGAUAUAUCUUGAAUUUUUAACAAACCUUAGAAACCAACGCUUUGGUUUUUUAAAACACAUUUCGUUUCUUUUUAAAUAUUGUAAAACGGGAGCGGUACACUAUGGACACAAUAAUCAAAAUCAAUAAUGCAACGGACCAGCUCGAUAUAAUGCUAGCGCGCAAUCAGAAGGUUCCGAAAUAAUGAUGAUGAAGAAUUUACAGACCAUAUGAACAAUGAUGAUAUAAAAGCUCGAUACAAACGAUAGACAAAACUUACGAAAGAGAGGGAGAGAGACAGCGAAAGGAAAGCUAGUUGUACAACUAUAUAUCUAUAUAUAUACACACACACAUACAAAUAUAUUGAAGAGAUUAUCCUUUAAACGGGUGCUUUUCAUUCUCGAAAAGUCUUGAUAGCUGGGGGUGCUUACGAACGACACAAACCGUUACCGCAGGCAAUACUUUCGAAACACUGUAAGCCAAAACAAGGGAAAACAAUAAAAACUAAAUCGUACCGAUUGCACUAAACGGAUGCUGGACUGCGCGCACGCUUUUCUGUUGAUCGAUCGAAAGAGCAGGUGGGGCGGUGCGCAUUGGAGCAUCUGCUUCUAAAUCACACCACUACCAUUACGAAACGUAAAUGUUAUUCGUGCCGAUUGGACUGUCCUGUGGUUGAGUGGUUUCUGUUCAUCUCUAUGGCAACUAAAUUUUCAUUUGAUUGCGCGUGUGUGUGUUUUGCCACGACAUAGUAGCUGACGACGGGGACAUACUACAGUCGAACGGAUCGUUCAGAAAGGGGCACUAGGACAACCCUAUUGUUUCUUCUCUCUAUAUGGCAAGCGCAAUUUUUUUUGGCGUUCGUUUCUUAUGCGUGACUUACGAACAGACGACCAUCGAUUGUCCGAAUGAGCCUACACGCAAUGCAGGAGAAUAUGUUUGAUUGUGUGCGUGCGAGCGAGAACGACAUUACUUUACUAAAUGUUGCGCUGUUUGUUCGAUCGGUAGGGUUUAGCUGGCUAGAAAGCAAUGGUAUGGCAAAUAAGUGUAUAAAACAAAAAGGUAAAUGAAUGCAAAGCUAGUAAAGGUAACGUGUGUGUGUGUGUGUGUUUGCGCGUAAUAAAUGUUGACGAAGGGACGUAGAUUCAACGGACACAAACAUUAAUUUCUAAGUAGGUAAUUGGUUUAUGCGCCCUUUUGUUUAAGUAUGUUCUGCUCAUGUGUUAAUUUUCAACUUAACUUAAAUUAAUAUUUAUAUAAAAAAACCACCUCCCCCCCCCAUUACACACCCCCGCCACACACAAUGUGGAAACUAUGUAGCGAGAAAGACAAAACAAACAUGCUCAGCUAGAGAUGGGAGGAUCGUGCUAGUAUCGGGUGAAUAUCAACAAUAAAAGCAACGAGGAUCAAUUGCGAGGACGAAAGUAACAGUGAGAAUCGUACCCAACAUGCCAAGCAAUAGAAAAAAAAUAGAGGGCCACUUGGUGUGCAGUGUCCAGUGAUUUCGAGUGGAACAUGUUUUGCUGUGUACACAAUUACUGGUUUCGGCACGUAGUUUCGGUGUAACGUACAGCUCGAAGAGCCUGAAGUUAAGUGAGCGUUAGAAACAUUAUUAGACCAUCGGUACUGUGCAUUUUGGCAAACGGCAAAAGAAAAUCCACACUUUGUAAUUUUACGUUUCCUUUAACUGUAAGAGAGAUCCUUUCUACGCCAGGACAAGGCAGGAACGGCAGGUAUUCUACUCUCACACUGUUUUUUGAUUACUACAAAGGUAAGGUAAAUGAUUCGUAUUGAAAAAAAAUCUUAUAAAAAAACCGAUACGACAAACGUAGGACACAUUUGUUAAGAAGGCAACCCAGUCGGACGCUUGUGAGAAGGUCAUAACCGGCCCAUAAUUAUCUAUCCCCCCCCCCUCCCCCCCUUCCCUUUGCUCAUAGGAGAAUUCGUUUCGUUUGAAAUCCCCAGUUUGCUCAUAGUGUAACUUCGAUUUGUGAAGACGGUUUACGAUGGAUAAGAUCAAUCAAUCGUGAUCAUUAGGGGUGAGACUCGCCGCCUGUCGGAGGGCUGUAGCGCCUAGUGGGAGUAGUGUACCACAUCUCUCUCUCUCUCCUUCGCUCCAUAAGAGGUUAAGCGAGUUAACGAAUCAGUAAACACAGCAAAUAUCAGUAUGCAGAGGCGCUAUACUGCAUUGUACAGAGCACACCAGCAUAAGGAGGUAAAGCGCAUCGCGGGCGGAUAACGAUAACACGACGGGACAUGUUUAAUGCGGGGAAGAUAAUGAAGAAAAAAUAAUCUAUCAAAAUACAAUAAAAAGCAGAUGAUUUUUAUUGAAUACAGUA